CCAUUUCCUGUGAGCCGCCGCCAUUCCCAUUCCUUCGGGCGCAUCGCGUAAGUCGUAGUUCACCGAAGCGCUUCGAAGGAGAAGACGGACACGGCCUCGAUGGUAAUCGCCAUGUGUUUACGGAUUACUUUUCUGUAAUGUGUCCGUGCUGAAUAAGUAGGAAUGAUCAUCAAAGGGUUGUUUAGAAGAUAUGAAAGAUGGAACCCUGUGCAUCCAACUUUUGGAGCCUUUUGGGGGAUGGGAAUUGGUUUAGGAUGUGGUGUUGGAUGGGGUCCUGGUUUUGGCCCUGAGGUGAUUGGCUAUGUUGGAGCUGGCUGUGGCGUUGGGUUUAGUGUGGGCUUCACUAUGGCUGGCUUUGGCAUUGGUCUUCCUGCCAAUUAUCUCUUUCGAGUGCCAUACAACGUAGUUACGGCAGUCAGAAGUAAUGCUUCAGAGUUCAGCCAAUUUGGUGGUCUCAUUUCAAGGAAAAGCAUUGCUGGGGGUGGGUGGAAUUUUGCACCACACAUCUCAGUCUUCCGUACAGAAGCUGGCAGAAAGCUGCUGUCUAGCUUUAGGAGAAAACAUUUUUUUCAACCGACAGCCAACUUGUUUGACAUGAAUCUUCCAUUACAAUCUGGGGAUGUCUGGAAAUGUCUCGGAGCAUUUGGCAGUCGACUUGUUCAUCCUCGUAAGGGUCUGAAGGAUUGAUAUCAUAGAGAUCUCCCAGCAGAAAAUCAUACAUACUGUGGAAAUGGCUUAUGGUCACAUAAGAUUCAUUUUAGGAUAAUUUGAACUACACGUCGUUCGUGGGUGGCAGCUGAAGUGAAUUGCAGUGGCGAGAUUGUAUGUGUUAGCUAAAGUGGGACUGCAGAAAAUUUUGGAAGGCAAGCUUUGGCUGAGCAUACCCUUGACACUCAACGGAUCGACGGGAGAUGUGGAACGGCGGAAGAGGAACGACGAUACUAAUUGGUAGUUGUCCAUAUAUUGAAAGGAAGAGACACCUUGACAUUUAUUGCAGGUGCUAUUUUAAAGCAGUAAUCUUCUUUUUGUCUUUCUCAUUUAUCCAGACCACAUCUUUGAGGCAGGUUAAUAGCUUCAACAGGUAAAGCCAGCCUUAUUGAGUGAUAUGCCCUUUGUGAAUCUCUCUCUCUCUCUCCCUGACAAUUGAUAUCUCCGUAAAAAUUGGGUGAAA
This is a messenger RNA of Eucalyptus grandis, 1171 nucleotides long. Its product is annotated as cadmium-induced protein AS8. The record is from RefSeq and is a predicted model, not a curated record. Bases 163 to 687 code for a protein of 174 amino acids. The transcript is spliced from 5 exons. Lineage: Eukaryota; Viridiplantae; Streptophyta; Magnoliopsida; Myrtales; Myrtaceae.